Urocitellus parryii (Arctic ground squirrel) is the source of this 2914-nucleotide messenger RNA. The record is from RefSeq and is a predicted model, not a curated record. NCBI's taxonomy places the organism in Eukaryota, Metazoa, Chordata, Mammalia, Rodentia, Sciuridae.
AUGUACCCUACCUUGUGUGCACUUAUUCGAGGAGUCCAUCAAAAGAAUAAGUCUACCUCUGGGUUUGAUAUUAUCAACAUGCUGAUGGGCUUUGACAAGGCGGAGCUUUGCAUGAAGAACUUGAUGGAGAGUUUGGAUUCACUGCUUUGUGCAGAAGGUUCUGAAAGUCUGAAGAGUUUAUGUCUGAAAUUACUACUUUGCUUAGUGACUGUGACAGACAACAUCAGCCAGAACACUAUCCUGGAGUAUGUAAUGAUCAACAGCAUAUUUGAAGCAAUUUUACAGAUACUCUCCCAUCCCCCAAGUCGUAGAGAGCAUGGGUAUGAUGCUGUUGUCCUCUUGGCUUUGCUGGUAAACUACAGAAAAUAUGAGUCUGUGAAUCCUUAUAUUGUGAAGCUGUCUAUUGUGGAUGACGAGGCCACACUCAAUGGAAUGGGGCUUGUAAUUGCUCAGGCUUUAUCUGAGUAUAAUAGACAGUAUAAAGACAAGGAAGAAGAACACCAGAGUGGCUUUUUCUCUGCUUUAACAAAUAUGGUGGGCAGCAUGUUCAUAGCAGAUGCCCAUGAGAAAAUCUCAGUACAAACCAAUGAGGCCAUUCUUCUGGCACUUUAUGAAGCUGUUCAUUUAAAUCGCAACUUCAUCACAGUAUUAGCUCAGAGUCAUCCAGAAAUGGGCUUGGUGACAACCCCUGUCAGUCCUGCCCCAACAACUCCAGUCACACCACUUGGGACCACGCCACCCUCCUCUGAUGUUAUAAGUUCUGUGGAACUCCCACUGGAUGCAGAUGUACAGACCAGUAAUCUGCUGAUAACCUUCCUAAAGUAUAGCUCAAUUGUCAUGCAGGACACCAAAGAUGAACACAGGCUUCACAGUGGCAAGCUCUGUCUGAUCAUCCUUACGUGUAUUGCAGAGGAUCAGUAUGCCAAUGCAUUUUUGCACGAUGACAAUAUGAAUUUUCGAGUGAAUUUACAUAGAAUGCCUAUGAGACACAGGAAGAAGGCAGCAGACAAGAACCUUCCCUGCCGUCCUUUAGUAUGCGCGGUACUAGACUUGAUGGUAGAGUUUAUUGUAACACACAUGAUGAAGGAGUUUCCUAUGGAUCUCUAUGUACGCUGUAUUCAGGUAGUACAUAAACUGCUUUGUUAUCAGAAGAAGUGUCGAGUUCGCCUUCAUUACACCUGGCGGGAACUCUGGUCAGCCUUGAUAAAUUUGCUGAAGUUCCUUAUGUCAAAUGAAACUGUACUUUUGGCCAAACACAACAUUUUUACAUUAGCCCUUAUGAUUGUGAACUUAUUUAAUAUGUUUAUCACAUAUGGCGACACAUUCCUACCAACCCCCAGCAGCUAUGAUGAACUUUACUAUGAGAUUAUCCGCAUGCAUCAGAGCUUUGACAACCUCUACUCCAUGGUCCUGAGGCUUUCUACUAAUGCAGGCCAAUGGAAGGAAGCAGCUAGCAAGGUGACCCAUGCAUUGGUUAAUAUCAGAGCCAUCAUCAACCACUUUAACCCCAAAAUUGAGUCCUAUGCUGCUGUGAAUCACAUAUCCCAACUGUCAGAGGAGCAGGUGCUAGAGGUAGUACGAGCCAACUAUGACACACUCACACUGAAGCUGCAGGAUGGCCUGGACCAGUAUGAGCGCUACUCAGAGCAGCAUAAGGAAGCUGCCUUCUUCAAAGAGCUGGUUCGAUCCAUUAGCACCAAUGUCCGGAGGAACCUGGCCUUCCACACACUCAGCCAGGAGGUCCUGCUAAAGGAGUUCUCCACUAUCUCCUGAGGCCUGACAGCCACUGACUGCCCUUACUCAUGAGGCUCCUGAGCUGGAGGGGUGCAAGGGGAGAGGGGGCUGCCUCCAAGACUGGAGAGAAACAGAUACUGAGUUCUCCUGGUGAAGGCCACACUUCAGUGAAGCUUGGACAGCAGGGGCAAGCCAGGGAUGAUCUUAUUUGGGGAGGAAUGGGUGGGCAAAAGGAGAGACAUCCAAGAACAUGGGGACUUCUAGGUGGGUCCCCUGGACACCCCCUCACAUUUCCAAUUAACUUUACAAGUUGUGACUUCUGGCUGAUUUUCAGAAGCUGGUGGGGCAAGCCUCAGGAGAGGCCAGGACCCUGAAGGCCAAUGGCUUUCCUUGGCUUCUGAAAAUAGAUCAACUUUCAGACAUACCAGGAGCCAUAUCCUGUUCCCUUUAAGCUUGGAGCUGAGCUGGGUUUGACAUCUGUGUCCCUACCCUGCUAGGACUCUGUCCAGUCAUUAGGACCCUCAGGUCAGGCUUAGGAUAGGAUAGGAUAGGAGUGGGGCACUUUUUUUUUUUUUUCCCCAAUUCAAAGUCGAUUCCUCUAAGAAACUGGAGGCUGGAAUCAGUGCUCACAUUGUCUGGCCACCACUUUCUGGAUUUUAGUUUUGGCACCAGAAAUACCUGUUAGCUUUCCCUUGCCUUCCAGCCCAUUGACUCAUCAGCAUAAAAGGCUUACAACCUUAGCUUUGCAUUUUUAGUUUGGUUUAAACUGUCUUUAGGGUGUGCACAAAAUAAACAUUGACAGGUUUUCUGGAGCCCUUAAAGUGCCUACUUUGCUGGUUCCCUUUCCAGCAGUUUUCCCAUCUUCUCAGCCACCCCCUCCCACUGGGGGCCUCUCCUGCCUCUGCUGAGCUCCCCUCCACAUGUUCCACCCCCUCACCCUGCUGUUGUUUACAUCCAGCCUGCUUAAGAAUUUCCUCUGGGGAGGAAUCUGUUCCUGCUAUGGUCUGGUGCCUGGGGGGGAGAGAACCUGCUGGGAGCAGGGUGUCCUCCAUCUGAAAAAGGCCAGGUGAGCAUUAUGUAUAGGGCCUUCAUCCUAUCUACCCAUAUUCUGGGUGGGACCAUGGGCAAAUCUCCUGAUCUUCGGGAAGUCAGUCUGUGGUUCCUCCUUUGUAUAGCCUCC